Molecule: messenger RNA, 813 nt
Organism: Anopheles maculipalpis
Lineage: Eukaryota; Metazoa; Arthropoda; Insecta; Diptera; Culicidae
Product: DNA repair protein XRCC3
Exons: 4
Biological process (GO): telomere maintenance via recombination; resolution of mitotic recombination intermediates; double-strand break repair via synthesis-dependent strand annealing
Cellular component (GO): Rad51C-XRCC3 complex; replication fork
Molecular function (GO): ATP binding; ATP hydrolysis activity; ATP-dependent DNA damage sensor activity
Source: RefSeq, a predicted model, not a curated record
AUGGAAUCAGUAUUCGAGGGUUUUUCUUCCGGCAGUGAAAUAUUCACCAAACAUGUAGACCGCUGGCGAAGGAUCAGCUUCGGCGUACCGGUACUCGAUCGUCUCACGGACGGUGGCGUCUCCUGCCGAGGCGUAUUCGAAAUUGCCGGAGAUCCUGGUGCGGGAAAAACGCAAAUCGCUUUGAAACUAGCGCUUACAGCUCAACGCGAGUUUCCGGAUGCAUCCGUGGUGUACAUAUGUACCGAGCAUAUGUUCCCGUCCGGAAGAUUGCUACAGAUGGAACAAGCGUACAAGUGCCAGCAUCCGCAAGAUAGCACAGUGCAAGAUCGCAACUUUGCGGAUCACAUUAUGGUCGAGCAUGUUCGAUGUGUGCCUUCCUUAAUGGCAUGUCUGUUCGACCGGUUGCCAAAACUAUUAGAUAAAACCAAAAUCAGUGUGCUCAUCGUUGAUUCCAUCACCAGCCCAUUUCUGGAAGAGAGGAACUACAUUUCGCGGGCGGAAACAUUCCGUACGAUUGUGGACCGCUUGCAACACUUCCAGGAGCAGUACAAUUUUGCCAUCUUUGUCACAAACCAGGUUCGGUCCGUGAUUGAUUCGUCAACGCUCGACGAUCAACGACUUGUCCCCGCACUCGGUCUAGCCUGGAGCUCACUGGUGCACACCCGUUUGCAGCUUUCACGUAGAAUUAACUCCAACAAACGAAGAUGUACGGUUAUGUUUGGACCGGGCUUAGCUCCGAAUCAUGGACACUAUUAUAUCGACGAGUCAGGCCCGGUGGAUGUCCAACUAGUGUAAACGGAAGCAAAUUCCUAA